Sycon ciliatum is the source of this 1549-nucleotide messenger RNA. RefSeq lists its product as uncharacterized. The record is from RefSeq and is a predicted model, not a curated record. Gene Ontology annotation, biological process: protein import into mitochondrial matrix. The transcript has 3 exons. Bases 166 to 795 code for a protein of 209 amino acids. NCBI's taxonomy places the organism in Eukaryota, Metazoa, Porifera, Calcarea, Leucosolenida, Sycettidae. Gene Ontology annotation, cellular component: PAM complex, Tim23 associated import motor.
GGAUUUUUGUUGUAUCAUCUUCUCUCUUGUUUUUUGAAACUACAAAGUGUGCAAUCACACUUUCUCGGAUGUUUGCUUGAAGCGAACCGGCUGGAGCACUGAAGUCUUGUCUUAUUGGAACUGUUCAAACGUGGAGAAUAACUAACUACCCAGUGCGACUCAGUCAUGUUUGGUUUGGCUGCAGCAAAUCGCUGCUGCUCGUUGCCAGCAUAUGUUCCGAGAUUGUUGGCAAGGUCGACUUCUUCUCCGACUAGAUUGUGCAGUACUGCCUCGUCAACAAGCAGAGAUCAACCCUCUGCUCCGACGGAGCGUAUGAUGCCCUUUCCCGAUUACAUCAAGUACAAAAAGCGCUUGAGGAGCCGUCAGUUAAUGUGGGCCCUGCCGUGUGGCAUGUCUGGCAUGGUGUCGACUGCUAUGAUAGUUUCAUCCAGGGUACCUAGCCUGGCUGCUCCAGCAGAGGAAAUCGAGCCGAUUAUGGGAAUGGAUCCGCUGGUGUUCUAUGGAGGGCUUGGCACAGUGAAUGGCUUCAUUGUUGCAGUUAUCGGUCACUGGCUGUUUGGUCAACUCUGGCACCUCACCAACGCCGAGCUCUCCAGUAAGCUACUCGAGCGUGAUAAUGACUUCAAGCUUCGCAUCGCUAAGCACAGAUUUGAAGGCGACAGUCGGUUCGAGGACGACUAUUAUGGCGACAAAAUCAAGAACCUUUCCGACUACCGACAGUGGAUUCGGACUCAGAUGCAGAAAAAGGCAGACUUUGAAAGUCACCAGCGGCAAGUUGCCCAGGACAACGAGUGAAAUUGAUUAUGACAUCAUCACAUGCUGCGUGCGCCGAAAUGGUGCUGCACUGGCAGGUGGACUCCUCCAAGGAAUGGCCAUCAAGUCAAAUCUACUGUGCUUGUCUGUACUACUACUGUAGGCAUGUGACAGUCAUUGCCGUGCUGGCUGGUGAUCGAUAAGAGCCUGUUUUGGCCUUGCUACAUGCCGCGUUUGCAGGCCAGAGCCGGGCCGUGAACUGCUUGUGCUAGAACACCCGACCAGGGGCAUCAGGAGGAAAACUUGCACCAGCGUUCCUUGCUUCACCUGUAACUGGUGGUAGGGUUCGCCAUUGUUCUCUACACCCGUCAUCUUGUCACAGUUGACCUUGCUUAGGACUUAUACAGGCAACGCAAGUAUUUUCAGACCCGGUGCUGAUCAGCACAGCGGAAUUUGUCACCAGUGCUUGUCUCGAUCAAGUGUCCUGCAAGCUGAGCGACGUGCGGAGCAUUUUCUGCUGACGUUGCGCCUUUCGGUAGUUUGUUUUUAGGGUCUUUGUUCUUGUGUUCUGUCUAAGUGUCAUAGCUGUGCUACUUGUGGGAUUUCGCAAAUCAUUUUCUGAUGCUUCCGCAGAUCAUUUCACUUGUUACUGCUCAUGUUUCCAGGAUGCUAUCAUGCACAGCUGUCUGUUUGCCAUUUUUUGCUCGACAAAUUUUGCAGGAUUUCCUAAUUUUCCUUGUCUUGUAGCUUCUAAGUUUGUAGCUUCUGUGGAUAAAAACAUACCACGAUUUGAUGA